AAACAGUGUCUCAAUUUGAUUGUCAAUUGUUUUGCUUAUGGAUUAAGUGAUUGUUUUCAAUCAAAUUGAAAAAAAUAUUAUAAAAGGGUUUAACAAAUGUUAUGAUUUUAGUGAACGUUAUUAAAGAGUUGUCCACUCAUUGACUGAUUGACUAUAUUUUGAUGACUGACCGGUCUGUCUGUCAAUAGUUGACAUCACUUGAAGACAUCAUUACAUUAUUGACACCAAUUGGUCACUAAAAGACACAGUUAUGUCACCAAAUGAUAACCAGUUGUCUCAUGUAUGACAAGAUAUGCUAUUAUUUUCUAAUUGUCGUUAAUUUAUCCAAUGAAACUUUGGUUACAAUCAUCGGUCAAACUAUUGAAUGAUAUUAUUAGUCGUUAAUUGAGUUGAUCCAGUGUUGUUGUAACAACAGUUGUGACCAUUGAUGUCAUAAUUUUGUUUUUUUAGUUGUGUUGACACAUAACUCAUUAUUAUUACAAUAGAUUAUAAUCUAUAACCACAAUCACAUCCCCGGAAAUUAUGGGCAAAAUUUUGUCGAAGAUUUUUGGCAAUAAAGAGAUGAGAAUUUUAAUGCUGGGAUUAGAUGCGGCGGGAAAGACAACUAUAUUAUAUAAAUUAAAAUUAGGUCAAUCAGUAACAACUAUUCCGACGGUUGGAUUCAAUGUAGAGACCGUCACCUAUAAAAAUGUCAAAUUUAGUGUUUGGGACGUCGGCGGUCAGGAUAAGAUCCGACCUCUUUGGAGGCAUUACUAUACUGGAACUCAGGGUCUUAUCUUUGUGGUCGACUCGGCCGAUAGAGACCGUAUCGAUGAGGCCCGACAAGAGUUACACAAAAUAGUGAACGACAGGGAAAUGAGAGAAGUCAUAAUACUUGUGUUCGCCAAUAAACAGGACUUACCCGAUGCAAUGAAACCACAAGAAAUUCAGGACAAGUUGGGACUGACGAUGACGAGUCUUCGUCAGCGCAAUUGGUACGUCCAGCCCGCCUGUGCUACCACUGGUGACGGUCUCUUUGAGGGACUCACGUGGCUUAUGUCCAAUCAUAAGACUUAAUAUUUGUAGAUUUAAGUGAUUUAAAAUGUUUUAACUCAUGUUUAGAACAAUUUUUGUAUUAUUAAUAAUUUUAAUUAUAUUUAAUAAU
Molecule: messenger RNA, 1144 nt
Organism: Oppia nitens
Lineage: Eukaryota; Metazoa; Arthropoda; Arachnida; Sarcoptiformes; Oppiidae
Gene: Arf51F
Product: ADP-ribosylation factor 6
Exons: 5
Coding region: 523-1056 (177 amino acids)
Biological process (GO): intracellular protein transport; vesicle-mediated transport
Cellular component (GO): cytoplasm
Molecular function (GO): GTP binding; GTPase activity
Source: RefSeq, a predicted model, not a curated record